CAAUGAGAGAUUUAUACAUGAAAAAUGGCCAAGGCUUUGCAUUAGUUUAUUCCAUCACAGCACAGUCCACAUUUAAUGAUUUACAAGAUCUGAGAGAGCAGAUUCUUCGAGUUAAAGACACUGAUGAUGUUCCGAUGAUCCUGGUUGGUAAUAAGUGUGACUUGGAAGAUGAAAGAGUUGUAGGAAAGGAACAAGGUCAGAACCUAGCAAGACAGUGGAACAACUGUGCAUUCUUAGAAUCUUCUGCAAAAUCAAAAAUAAAUGUUAAUGAGAUCUUUUAUGACCUAGUGCGGCAAAUUAACAGAAAAACUCCAGUGCCUGGGAAGGCCCGCAAAAAAGUCAACAUGUCAGCUGCUUUAAUAUAUUAGAUGCAUUGUAGCUCUGAGCCAGGUCUGAAGAACUGUUGCCCAAUUCAACAGUGCCAGCAUUCCAACUUUGUUAAACCUACCAACAUCUUAAAUGGACUUUCUGUGGUGGUACCCUUUAAGAGGCGGAUGAAAGCUACUACAUCAGUUUGCACAUUCUGAUCACUUUCCAGUAUCACAAGAGAGAUUUUUACUUAUAUAAUAGUCCUAGAGUAUGCAGCUGGUAAAACCAGAGGCUACAAUCCAGUAUUACUGCUAAGAGACAUUUUUCAUCCACCAAUGUUGUACAUGUAUGAAAAUGGUGUACUGUAUACUUUAACAUGCCCCAUACUUUGUAUUGGAGAGUACAAUAAUGUAAAUCCUAAAAGCACCACUAUUUUAGCAUAAUAAAAGAAAGUCCAAAGAGCUCCUAAAAAAAAAAAAA
Messenger RNA from Lutra lutra (Eurasian river otter), 789 nucleotides. RefSeq names its product ras-related protein Rap-1b-like protein. The transcript has 2 exons. Gene Ontology annotation, molecular function: GTPase activity; GTP binding; GDP binding. Gene Ontology annotation, cellular component: plasma membrane. Lineage: Eukaryota; Metazoa; Chordata; Mammalia; Carnivora; Mustelidae. Gene Ontology annotation, biological process: Rap protein signal transduction; cellular response to cAMP; negative regulation of synaptic vesicle exocytosis. The record is from RefSeq and is a predicted model, not a curated record. The coding region runs from base 3 to 368 and encodes 121 amino acids.